AGAAGGGAAUAGAAGGCAGACACUAAAACAGCAGCCUAACUCAGCCCUUUCUGCUUGUUCCUUAAAGGUCUUCCACUUCAACACAAUGCUACUGCCAAAAAAAAUGAGGCUCCUGCUGUUUCUGGUUUCCCAAAUGGCCAUCUUUGCUCUGUUCGUCUACCUGUACAGCCACAACAUCAGCUCCCUGUCUGUGAAGGCGCAGCCCAAGCACAUGCACGUGCUGAUUCUGUCUUCCUGGCGCUCCGGCUCUUCUUUUGUGGGGCAGCUUUUUGGGCAACACCCAGAUGUCUUCUACCUUAUGGAGCCUGCCUGGCAUGUGUGGAUGACCUUCAGGCAGAGCACCGCCAGAACUCUGCACAUGGCAGUGCGGGAUCUGAUACGGGCCAUCUUCUUGUGUGACAUGAGCGUCUUUGAUGCCUACAUGGAACCUGGUCCCCGGAGACAGUCCAGCCUCUUCCAGUGGGAAAACAGCCGGGCCCUGUGUUCCACACCUGCCUGCAACAUCUUCCCACGAGAUGAAAUCAUCCACCAGGCUCACUGCAGGCUCCUGUGCAGUCAACAGCCUUUCGAGAUGGUGGAGAAGGCCUGCCGCUCCUACAGCCACGUGGUGCUCAAGGAAGUACGCUUCUUCAACCUGCAUUCCCUCUACCCACUGCUGAAAGACCCUUCCCUCAACCUGCACAUCGUGCACCUGGUCCGGGACCCCCGGGCUGUGUUCCGUUCCCGAGAACGCACAGAGGGGGAUCUCAUGAUUGACAGUCGCAUUGUGAUGGGGCAGCACGGGCACACACUCAAGAAGGAGGACCAACCCUACUAUGUGAUGCAGGUCAUCUGCCAAAGCCAGCUGGAGAUCUACAAGACCAUCCAGUCCUUGCCCAAGGCCCUGCAGGAACGCUACCUGCUCGUGCGUUAUGAGGACCUGGUUCGAGCCCCUGUGGCCCAGACUUCCCGAAUGUAUGAAUUCGUGGGGUUGGAAUUCUUGCCCUACCUCCAGACCUGGGUGCAUAAUAUCACUCGAGGCAAGGGCAUGGGUGAGCAUGCCUUCCACACAAAUGCCAGGAAUGCCCUCAAUGUCUCCCAGGCUUGGCGCUGGUCUUUGCCUUAUGGAAAGGUUUCUCGACUUCAGAAAGUCUGUGGCGAUACCAUGGAUACGCUGGGCUACCGCCACGCUGGAUCUGAACAUGAACAGAGAAACCUGUUGCUGGAUCUUCUGUCCACCUGGACUGUCCCUGAGCAAAUCCGCUAAGAGGGUUGAGGAGGCUUUGUCCCCACCUGGUGUCAGCCUCAGUCACUUUCUCUAAUGCUUCUGAGCCUUGCCUACAUCUCUGAGCCUUAAUUACCUGCCUGUAGGUAUCACUGUUGAGUGUGAGUUGUGCCCACACAUGUUCAAGCAGAAGGAUUUUUGUGUCCAUGCUUGUGUCUAGAAAACAAACUUGGGAAACUUGCUCACUGAUGUGAGCAGCACGUCCCAUCAGUGAAACAGGGUAUUGCUCUUCUUCUCUUCUUCUUUUUUAUUUUUAUUUUUUAUUUUUUGAGACGGAGUUUCACUCUUGUUACCCAGGCUGGAGAGCAAUGGCACGAUCUCGGCUCACCGCAACCUCCGCCUCCUAGGUUCAGGCAAUUCUCCUGCUUCAGCCUUUUGAGUAGCUGGGAUUACAGGCACACGCCACCAUGCCCAGCUAAUUUUUUGUAUUUUUAGUAGAGACGGGGUUUCACCAUGUUUACCAGGAUGGUCUCGAUCUCUUGACCUCGUGAUCCACCCGCCUCAGCCUCCUGAAGUGCUGGGAUUACAGGCGUGAGCCACCGCACCUGGCCUCUUCUCUUCUUCUUAAUCUUCCUGUCUGGGCUGACUUCAGAGACUUUGUGGCCCUGAGGCCUAUUAAGGAUGACACAGUAUCAGUGGAAUUGAUCAAAAACCUCCCUGUCCACAUCUUGCCCAAUGGGGAAUCUUUCACCAAAAAGCUCACCAGUGUUUUCCACAGAGAUACAAGUUCUGAGCCCUCGGAGUUCCCAGUGGAUUCAAAAAAGGAAGUGGGAACAAGGUUGGAUACCUACUUCUGAGCUUGAACAUCACAGCUAUCAGCUAUCACAAAUAUGAAACAAAAUCUCUGCACAACAGAGUAAGCUCUUAAGUUCAUGGGGUGCCUGGGCUGCAUUUGAAUGUCAUUUCCCCUCCACAUUUUCCUAUCACAUAAAAGACUUUGGCUGGUGAAGCUGCCAUCUGUUAAUACUAAAAUUCCAAAAUAAGAUUCUGUUUGGAAUAUCCCUUUUUAUGCUUCUUAAUUACUAGCAGCAAAUGUUCAUUCUUAGGGGGUCCUAA
Messenger RNA from Callithrix jacchus (white-tufted-ear marmoset), 2320 nucleotides. The record is from RefSeq and is a predicted model, not a curated record. NCBI's taxonomy places the organism in Eukaryota, Metazoa, Chordata, Mammalia, Primates, Cebidae.